CAAAGGCUUAAGGACUUAUGGGUAGCGGAAUGAGGGCCCAUGGGAGACACAGUCUUUAAGUGCUGCUUCUGUGCUAGGCACUUCGUUGUGUGAUUUACAUGUGUUCUUUCAUCCCAGGAUUAGCGAAAAACCCUCAUUCUUCAAGGAGUCCGCAUCCUGGUGGGCAGGGUUGGGAAGAGAUAGAAACAACCAACGAAGAUGAAUUGAACCUUCUAGUUAUCGUCGUUGAUACCAACCCAAUUUGGUGGGGAAAGCAAGCAUUAAAGCAAUCUCAGUUUACUUUAUCAAAAUGCAUAGAUGCAGUGAUGGUGCUGGGAAAUUCUCACUUAUUCAUGAAUCGUUCCAACAAACUUGCCGUGAUAGCAAGUCACAUUCAAGAAAGUCGAUUCUUGUAUCCUGGAAAGAAUGGCAGACUUGGAGACCUCUUCGGGGAUCCUGGCAACCCUCCUUCUGAAUUUAAUCCCUCAGGAAGUAAAGAUGGAAAAUAUGAGUUGUUAACGGCAGCAAAUGAAGUCAUUGUUGAAGAGAUUAAAGAUCUAAUGACCCAAAGUGACAUAAAGGGUCAAAAUACAGAAACUCUGCUGGCAGGAUCCCUGGCCAAAGCUCUUUGCUACAUUCAUAGAAUGAACAAGGAGAUUAAAGAUAAUCAGGAAAUGAAGUCAAGGAUUUUGGUGAUCAAGGCCGCAGAGGACAGUGCACUACAGUACAUGAACUUCAUGAAUGUCAUCUUCGCAGCACAGAAGCAGAAUAUUUUGAUCGAUGCCUGUGUUUUAGACUCCGAUUCAGGACUUCUCCAGCAGGCUUGUGACAUCACAGGGGGACUGUACUUGAAGGUGCCUCAGAUAUCCUCCCUUCUGCAGUAUUUGCUGUGGGUUUUUCUUCCUGAUCAAGAUCAGAGAUCUCAGUUAAUCCUCCCACCCCCAAUUCACGUUGACUACCGGGCUGCUUGCUUCUGUCACCGCAAUCUUAUUGAAAUUGGUUAUGUCUGUUCUGUGUGCUUGUCAAUAUUCUGCAAUUUCAGCCCUAUCUGCACUACUUGCGAAACUGCCUUUAAGAUUUCUCUACCUCCUGUGCUGAAGUCCAAGAAAAAGAAACUGAAAGUGUCUGUAUGAUGCUACAAUUUUGUGCUCAUCUGUUAGAGCUGUUACAGAAAUUGUGUGGCGAAGUCUUUGUCAAGAAGGCUCUGAAAAUAAUACAGAUAUGUAUAAGACAAUUUUUAA
This is a messenger RNA of Hipposideros armiger (great roundleaf bat), 1220 nucleotides long. It is a transcript of the gene GTF2H3, whose product is annotated as general transcription factor IIH subunit 3. NCBI's taxonomy places the organism in Eukaryota, Metazoa, Chordata, Mammalia, Chiroptera, Hipposideridae. Gene Ontology annotation, cellular component: transcription factor TFIIH core complex; transcription factor TFIIH holo complex. Bases 99 to 1112 code for a protein of 337 amino acids. Gene Ontology annotation, biological process: nucleotide-excision repair; regulation of DNA-templated transcription. The record is from RefSeq and is a predicted model, not a curated record. The transcript has 13 exons.